Messenger RNA from Saccoglossus kowalevskii, 4006 nucleotides. RefSeq lists its product as uncharacterized. The record is from RefSeq and is a predicted model, not a curated record. NCBI's taxonomy places the organism in Eukaryota, Metazoa, Hemichordata, Enteropneusta, Harrimaniidae.
AAAAUUGAAGCAGAUGAUCUGUUAAAGACUUCUUCAGAUGAAGUUGCAGGAAAAUAUCAACAAGAGUCCAAUGUUAUUGUUGCUGAGCAACUAGGGGAUAGUCAAGGUGAUGAAGAAAUGGAUGAAGCUUUGAGAGAAAGUGAGAAGAAUCGGAGGCAACUUUGUGAAAACAAAGACAGUUUCUUCAAUCCUGAUCAGGAUGAAAAUAUCUCCUUCUAUUCCACUCCUGAUGAUGUUGCUCCUCCACAAUUACCAAUGGAUGGGCCUCCUAAGAAAGAAAAUAAAACACCAGAAACAAACAUUGAUGAUUUUUCUUUUUAUUUUCCAUCGCAGUCACCUACAGGAAAGCCACUUGCAGAAGAAAGUAAUGUGGCAUCGGAUCAUACCGAUGGCUCUUUAUUCUAUGAUAUAAUGACCCCUGAAUUACCAGUCAGUCCACCCCCUCCACAAAUUUAUCAACCAAUUGUUGAAUUUGAUAACUCUUUUUACUUACCCGAGGGAGUUGACUCAACAGUCACUGUAAAAGAUAAACAAGAUGAUGGAUUUGGUGAUAUAUUCUUGCCUGAGAAACCAAAAAUAGAAACAUCUCUUCAGACACCAGACUUGUUAUCCAGUAAAAAUGACGGCAUGGCUUUUGAUAUGGGUAAUGAUGAUUUGCUCUCUCCAGAACUACCAGAUACACCUCCACCACUAAAUAUUUCACAAGUCUCCACAAAUGAUGAAAAAUCACCUUUUUACACGGAUACUGAUUUAUUCAACCAGAAAUUACCAAACAUUCCAUCACCAGUCACUGAAACAAAUGAAGGUGACUUAGUUAAUUUGGAAUGGACUCCAAUAUCACCAACUGAAGAGUCCCCAAAAAUGGAGUUUUCUACAAAGAAAGUGCUGGUCAGAGAGAUUGAUUCUACACCAGAAAUUAUUUGGCCGAGCGAUAAGAAUGACAAGACUUUGCUUACGAAAGCGACUAAGUCCGACAGCAUUGUACCAGAAACACAACCGGAUGUCAGAAUGAAAGAAUUAGAAACCACGAAAGAAACAAUACAAGUUUUUAAUACUGAUGACGCAUUGGAAUCUACGAUAGAAACAAUACAAGUUUUUAAUACUGAUGACGUAUUGGAAUCUACGAAAGAAACAAUACAAGUUUUUAAUACUGAUGACGUAAUGGAAUCUACGAAAGAAACAAUACAAGUUUUUAAUACUGAUGACGUAUUGGAAUCUACGAAAGAAACAAUACAAGUUUUUAAUACUGAUGACGUAUUGGAAUCUACGAAAGAACCAAUACAAGUUUUUAAUACUGAUGAUGAUGACAUAUUGGAUGCAAGUUAUCAAGUUUACAAAAUAACAGCUGAAGAAAGAGAUCUUCGAGAGUGUGAGCGUGUUGACAAUGAUGAGAAUAUUGACACCAAACCAAUUGAUAAACAUGCUUUAAUUGAAAAGUGGGAGACUACCAUGUCAGCCAGUAAUGACCCAGCCACAGAAGACAGAGAGUUUGUCAGUCGGCGAUCAAUAAAGCCCUCAAUGCCUGUAAACGUCUACCAGGAUUUUGGUCCUGUUUUCAGGAAAAAAGAAGCUCCUAAAAGAUGCAUUGUUGAAGUUUUGACAACAACUGAGGAAGAAGACCCCGAAUUUAAGAGAGAAAGGUUAAGAAAAAACAUCAUUGCUGAACAAAGAGUGUUGAAAACCAAUCAAGUUCACCCACCUUGGAUUGCAGAUAAGAAUGAUGAAACGCACACUGAUAUGAAAACCUUAGAAAGUAUAAAGCAAUAUGAAGAAAGAAAGAAGAAAAAAGAACGUAAUAAAAGUGAUUCAUCAACCAGUCUGAAUGAUACCUGGGAUAGUGGGCUUGGGGACACAUUGAAAAGUGAAGACAUACCAGUAGUGGAAGAUAUUCCUAGACAGAAUGCAACUUUAGCAGUGCAUUCUGGGAUAGAUGACGACCAUAUCGAUAGGUUUGCCAUUCAACAACAAUGGGAUAAAAAGCUAGCCAUGCCUGAGUCUGAGAACAUUGGUUCUGAGAACGAUAAAAAACAAAAAAUUCAAGAUGACAUGCAUAGAGAUAGUGGUGAGGAUGAGGGUGAAUCGAUUUGCAAUACAGCGAAGACGAGAAUGCAGUGGGAACAACGAUUGUCACUGAAGAAUGAGAUUCCUUUACCUGUUUAUCCACAUGUCACAAAAUACAAUGCAAAGCAGCAACGUGUAGAGAGACAAUUGCCACCAAAAGAUGAAGAUCAUGAUUCAGCGAGUGCAUCGGAAAGUAUUGAGGGAUCAUAUGAAUUUACUGACAGCAGCGAACAUGCUUAUGUGCAAGAAGAUGAUGAGUUAGAUGACAAGAUAGAGAAACAUGAAAGUAUAAUUGAAAAAGAAAUACGACUGCAGCGGGAAAAAGAGCUAGAGUUUCAAAGAGAACUCCAGGCUGCUCAUAGUGGGAAUAAAUAUGAGCCAUAUGUCGCUAAGCAACAAGAUAAAGCAGUAUCCCAUGGUUACUCAAGAAGUGAACCAACAAUACUUGAUGAUGAAGAGGAAUCUGUUUCUUCUAAUGAUUCAGAAAAAAGUGUUUCUAGUGAGAAUGAUGAAGUUGUUGCAGAGAAAUCAGAGUUUGGGAAGUCAGUCCUUGAAAAAGAACUCAGAGCACAAAGGGAGAAAGAAGAGGAACUGUUGCAUCUUGGCAGAGUAAAGACUUGUUCUCAUGCCUUGCCUGAGCAUGAUGAUAUUCACAAGACUUCACCAAUCAGUAUUGAGAGUCGUAUUGAGAGAGAAAUUCGCCAGGAGAGGGAGCGUGAAGAAAUACUGCGAAAGGAAAGAGGAAUAUUGACACGUUCAUCUGAGGAUGAGGAACCUGCAUACAUUGUUUCCUCUUCCAAACCAGAGAAGACGCGGCCACUAUGGCAACCAAUUAAGACCACCUCAGAACCUAAGAAACAGAACUUUAAACCUGAUCAAAUACCAGUAUCGGGCAAAAACGAAGCUAAAAACAUAAAAGGAGUAAACAGACAGGAAGCACCAUCACAUUAUCAUAAUGUGUUACCAUCCAUGGAACAUGGUAUUGAUGUCCUUAAAGAGGCACAUACAGUAGUUGUGGAACAAAAAACAACAUUUGUUGAGGACCAGAAAAGUGUACCAGAUCCAGUAAAUUUGGAGGAUUCAUCGCUUUCUGACUCUGACAUGGAAGAACCUGCAGCACCCCCACUGAAUGAGACCAUCAUUCAACGAGAAAUAAGACUACAGAAGGAACGUGAAGCUGCAGUGCAGAAACAACGAGAAAGAGCUGGAAUUGCUAAAAAAACAAAUGAAAAUAAGUUAGAGAAAAAAGAAAAACAUACAAAAGAUAAGAAACUUGACAUACAAAAGAUAAAUAAUCUAGAAGUGAUUACUAUUGACAAGAAAGAUAAGAAACCAGCCUCUUCUUUUAAUAACAAUAACGUGGAUGCAAAGACAAGAACUGCUCAAGCUAGAGCAGUUUUCACUAGACCAACUAUUAUUAGUGUUCCUGAACAAAACAAAAGUCAGCCACCUGUCUCCAAAACUACUAAAAUUGUAUCAACGAAACAAGACAAUGACUUUGAAAUGCCAGCCACUCAACAGAAUGGUCCUACCAAUGUGAAGAAAGAGACGCCCAUUGAGAAAGAAAUCAGACUCGCAAAGGAAAAAGAAGAGGGUUUGAGAAAAGAAAGAGGCCGUAUGGAAUACAAAUUUGGUAUGCCACCAUUAGCCAAACAUGACAGCCGACAACAGAUCUUUACAGAUCGGAAGAAAUCGGUGCCAACGGCAUUAUCAAUUUCAUUUGAGGAAAGCACGGAUUACAACCCCCCAGGAAGUACAGCAAAAGACGAGUACAUGAAACGAGCUGCUAACUACUAUUUAGAGAAAGAUAUGGCAGAUCAUCGGAAGAGAGAAGAAGAACUGAAGAAAGAAGGGAAAAUUAAGAGAUUGUCGACUAAAUGUAAAGAUGAAGAUGAUGAUGUCAAUGGUGACAGACACCCAAAACAAAUACAGAAUAAAACAAAAG